This is a messenger RNA of Cebus imitator (Panamanian white-faced capuchin), 2547 nucleotides long. It is a transcript of the gene ZNF275, whose product is annotated as zinc finger protein 275. Gene Ontology annotation, biological process: regulation of transcription by RNA polymerase II. The transcript is spliced from 6 exons. The coding region runs from base 177 to 1673 and encodes 498 amino acids. The record is from RefSeq and is a predicted model, not a curated record. Gene Ontology annotation, molecular function: DNA-binding transcription factor activity, RNA polymerase II-specific; RNA polymerase II cis-regulatory region sequence-specific DNA binding. Lineage: Eukaryota; Metazoa; Chordata; Mammalia; Primates; Cebidae.
ACGCGCUGCGGGGCUGUUAGGCUCUGCCGGGCACCGGCUUCUCCGUGGCGCUUCCUGCCACGCCAGGCCUGCCUGGGCUUUCCCAGCGCCGCUCUGCCGAGUGUUGCGCGACGGCCGCCGCCAGGCGUGGGUGGGGCCUUACCUGCCAGUCUGAUCCCUUGGAGUAGCUCUGAGCCAUGAUGAGUCAUCCGUGUGUGUCUCUUUUGGGUCCACCUACUCCCCAAGGUCUUGCCCUUCCCCAGGAUGGAGCCCCAGGAAACCAGGUCCUGGCAGUCCCUCUUGAGAUGCCAGAGGCCCAGCAUGACACACAGCAGAGUAUGAACCCCAGCUGCUGCCUUCCUGCCCUCCCACUGCUUCUCUCUGGAGGCUGCCAAGGAUUGGAUGUCCACUGGGCUUGGAGUUCCCAUCAUCCAGGUGUUCCUGUUUUGAACCCUGCCUUGGCCCCUCACCUGGCACAGGGACAAGUGCUGUUGGUAUCAGACCCAUCGCCCAGCACAGAUCCAACUAAGUACUCUGAAAGCACCUCCACUACCCGACACCAGAUGAUGGGGGAAGACACCCAGCCACAGGAGAUGGCAUCCACAAGUUCCCCAAGGGCCAGUGACCCCAGUCCUGAAGUCAAACAGCAUGGAGACUCUGACAGGAAGAGAGGGAGCCCACAGAAUCUGCCCAUAGAACAUCCUUUUGCUUGUAAAGAGUGUGGGGACACCUUCCGGCUUAAAGUCCUGCUUGUCCAGCACCAGAGAGUCCACAGUGAGGAGAAGGGCUGGGAAUGCGGUGACUGCGGUAAGGUCUUUAGGGGGGUGGUGGAGUUCAAUGAGCACAGAAAGAGCCACGUAGCUGUGGAGCCCCGGCCCGGCCCCAGUAGGGCCCUGGAGAAUGCCACGGAGAAGAGGGAGCAGAUGGAGAGAGAGGCCAAGCCCUUCGAGUGUGAGGAGUGCGGGAAGCGGUUUAAGAAGAACGCAGGCCUCAGUCAGCAUCUGAGGGUCCACAGCAGAGACAAGCCCUUUGAUUGUGAGGAGUGCGGGCGGUCCUUCAAAGUCAACACCCACUUCUUCCAACAUCAGAAACUUCACACUUCGGAAAAGCCUUUUGCCUGCAAGGCGUGCAGCAGGGAUUUCCUGGAUCGCCAGGAGCUUCUCAAGCACCAGCGCAUACACACCGGCCACCUGCCCUUCGACUGCGACGACUGCGGCAAGUCCUUCCGAGGGGUCAACGGGCUGGCCGAGCACCAGCGCAUUCACAGUGGGGCCAAGCCGUACGGGUGUCCCCACUGCGGCAAGCUCUUCCGAAGGAGCUCGGAGCUCACCAAGCACCGGCGGAUCCACACCGGCGAGAAGCCCUACGCCUGCGGCCAGUGUGGCAAGGCCUUCCGCCAGAGCUCCAGCCUUCUGGAGCACGCGCGCAUCCACAGCGGCGAGCGGCCCUAUGCGUGCGGCGACUGCGGCAAGGCCUUCCGCGGGCCCUCCGACCUCAUCAAGCACCGGCGCAUACACAGCGGACUGAAACCCUACGAGUGCGACAAGUGCGGCAAAGCCUUCCGCAGGAGCUCCGGCCUCAGUCGCCACCGGCGGAUCCACAGCGGGGCACGACGCUGCGAAUGCAGUCAGUGUGGCCGCGUCUUCAAGAGGCGCUCGGCGCUGCAGAAGCAUCAGCCGACGCACCACGAGUAGAAACACCCUGCGGAACAGGGACUGGGUCCCCAGAGGUGGAUGGCAGAGUCAGAGGAGAUGAACAGUUUUGUAGCGCUUAUAUAUUUUGUCUUCCGAAAGGUUGAAACCGAUUUACACUGCCACCAGCAAUUUAUAAGUGUACAUUACGCCCAUCGAGAGUAACUUAGCUUGGCUAGUUUAACUGGUAGGAAGUACCAUCAAGGUAUUUCAGUCUACAUGCCUUGAAACCAAGAAUGAGAAAGGACAAAUCUGAAUGUGGGGUUGGGGCUUAGAGGUCAUCGACUCCAACCAAGCUCCCCCUGACCCAGAGAAACACACAAAGCUGUUCCACGAUGGCGUCCUUAUAAUGUGAUCCCAGCUUCCUGAAGACAAGUUGCCCUCACGUUUUUUUUGCCUACUUGAAUUUAUAAAUUUUGGGGGAUGUAAACAGAGCACUCAAAUGUCUUAAAAUAUUUAAUUUAUUAAUUUAGUUAUACAUACAUAUCGUAAAUCACAUAUAUAAAAUAAUAUAUUAAUUUAGAAAAUGCCCCGUUUUGCCACCCUCCCUUUCACGAAAUCAUUUUACUCUGACUCCUCACUGUCUUCACUAGCAUGGGAUCCCUGUUUGAGUCAUCAGACAGUUUCAAAACAUCCCGUCGCUUCCAUCCGAGCUCUGUGCAAUAGCUCAGUGACAGUCCCUAAGUGAGGUUCUCAUUAGAAAUUUUCUCCCAAGUCAUAAGACCAUAUUCACAGAACAUUAGGACGAUUUAUCUUGUCGUUUUUCAUCUGUGCUGUGACUCUGAAACAUAACCACUUAAGGUGGUGCUUUUUCAGACAACCUUUUCAAGCAUCCAAAAUGUCAUUGUGAGGCCAAACACCUGGUAAUAGUUACUGA